Molecule: messenger RNA, 2512 nt
Organism: Ornithorhynchus anatinus (platypus)
Lineage: Eukaryota; Metazoa; Chordata; Mammalia; Monotremata; Ornithorhynchidae
Gene: TMEM260
Product: transmembrane protein 260
Exons: 15
Coding region: 87-1949 (620 amino acids)
Source: RefSeq, a predicted model, not a curated record
GGCCGCUGAGGGGAAGGGCGGGCCUCGGCCGGUCCUUGCCGCUUUUAACCGGUUUUAACCGGUUUUAACCGGUGCCGGAGGCGGCCAUGGGGCCCCGCAGCGCCGGCAGGAAGGGCGGGGCCGCCGUCUUCGCCGCCGUCUGGGCCGUCUUCGCCGCCACGCUGCCCCCCUCGGUGCCCGGCGGUGACUCCGGGGAGCUGAUCACAGCCGCCUAUGAGCUUGGAGUGGCCCACCCUCCCGGCUACCCGCUGUUCACUCUGCUGGCCAGGCUGGCCAUUGGGCUCAUCCCUUUCGGCUCCGUCGCCUACCGAGUCAAUCUGCUGUGCGGCCUGUUCGGAGCCGCCACGGCCGCCCUGCUUUUCUUCACGGUCUUCAGGCUUUCCGGCUCCUUCGCUGGAGGGAUCCUGGCUUCGGGGAUGUUCUCGUUUUCGCGCCUGACGUGGCAGUGGUCCACCACCGCCGAGGUCUUCAGCCUCAACAACGUGUUCGUGGGGCUGCUCAUGGCCCUGGCCGUUCGGUUCGAGGAGGCUUCCGCCGCUCAAGAGAGGUCGAAGGUAGCUCAGAUCGGCGCCUUCUGCAGUGGCCUGAGCUUAUGCAACCAACACACCAUAGUCCUCUAUGUCCUGUGCAUCGCGCCCUGGGUCCUGCUCCGCCUUCUCAGAGAGAAGGAGCUGUCCGGGGGCCGCUGGGCCAAGCUGACGCUCUGCUUCUCGGCCGGCCUCCUGCCGUACCUCUACCUGCCCGUCUCCUCGGGCCUAAACCGGGCCCGCUGGACGUGGGGGGAUCAGACGACGCUCUCGGGAUUCCUCACCCAUUUCUUCAGGGAAGAGUACGGGACAUUCAAUCUGGCCAAGUCGGAGACGGGAUCCAGCCUGGCGGAGAUCCUGCUGUUGCAAGUGGUAAAUAUGAGGAAGGAACUCUCCCUUAACGUCCAGGCCCUCGCGGUCGUGGCCUGCCUGUGCGCAGCAGAACCGGACAGACGGAAUCGGUCGUUGGUGUGGCUUUUUGCCGGCAUGCUCUGCGUGUAUUCCCUCUUCUUUGCCUGGAGGGCAAAUUUAGAUAUUUCAAAACCACUCUUCACGGGCGUGGUAGAGCGGUUCUGGCUGCAGAGCAACGCGGUGGUGGCGGUCCUGGCGGGCCUGGGCUUGGCCUCGUUGACCUCUCUGAGCCGCAGGGUCCUGGCCCGCGACGGAGUCCCGCGCUGCCUGGAGGGGCUGGCUGCCGUCCUCUUGGUCACCUGCCAGCUCCGCUCCAAUUACAGCACAUGCGACCAAAGCAGCAACUACGUGAUUGCCAAGUUUGCCCAGAGCAUCCUGUCGUCCAUGCCCCCCGGCGCCAUCGUCUUGCUCCGAGGAGACCUGCCGGGCAACUCGCUCCGCUACGUGCACUACUGCGAGGGGCUGAGGCCCGACGUCUCGCUCGUGGAUCAGGAGAUGAUGACUUACGAGUGGUAUCUGCCCAAGCUGGCCAAGCACCUGCCUCGCGUCCGCUUUCCCGGGAGCCGGUGGAAUCCCGUUGAAGGGACGCUGCCCGGUGGGGUGGUCACCUUUAAUCUGGAUGGCUUCCUGAAGGCGAAUGAGCGCAGAGAGACCUUCGCCUGCAUCGGGCUCCACGAGGGCGAUCCCACGUGGCGGAAGAGCCACGCGCUCUGGCCGUGGGGCUCCUGCGACAAGCUGGUCCCGGCCGGGCUGGCGUUCGACGCCCAGGAGUGGAUCGGGCUCACGCGGGACCUGUACAACUGGACCGAAGGAUACGGGAGAUUUGAUCCAUCUUCUUGGGAAGCGGUCGCCAACGAAGAGAUGUGGCAAGCAAGGAAGCGCUCGGUAAAUACGGUCGACUGUGGGAAACUCAACUCCUGGCUAACGCUUACGGGAAGCCAGCCAGGUUUUAACCUCUCCUGCCUCAACCCGUUCAUUAAAGCGAUGCCCUGCCGCAACAGUGGUAAGUAGCGGCCGCUCACUCUAAGGGCCGGACCCCCUAGGGGAGAGGAGGGAGCCGGAACGGAAGAGAGACCGUCAGGAAAUCCACCUCCGAGACGCGGCGAGCGAGAGGAGGGGAACCUGAAUUUCUGUCGAGGUGUCGGGGGCCGGGCCUCGAAGAGCCGGCGACGGCCCAUCUUGGGGCCCUGCGCUUAAACCCGGGGGAGAGUAAAAUGGAGUAGAGGUGAUCCCUGCCCUCCAGCGAGGGAGGAGGAGGUGGGAGGGAGCGCUUAAGCGGGCGACAAGCGUGGAGAGCAGAAGUGGCCCGGGAGGUCGCGCGGGAGGGAUGGGAGCCGGGGUCAGAAGGCGAGAGGGAGGCCCGGCGAGGAGGUCGGCGUGAGAAGACUCAAGCGGGCGAGCGGAAGGGGAGGAAUAGCCGGGGGGGAGAGCCGACGGAGCGCCCUAAAGCCGGCCGGCCUCCGGGGCCGCCGCCGGAUAGGGAGAGGAACGGGCAGCCCCUAGAGCUUUCGGAGGAGCCGGGGGGGAGGCGCGCCGAAUGGCCGUUGAGAAGAACGGCCCCGGCGAGGAGGGGG